AUGAUUAAUGCCACACGAGGAAAUAAUGUAAACGAAACACGUCAAAUUCAGACAGACCUUAUACAAAAAAUAGUCGGUGUCAUUAACACCUUAAUCAAAGCUAUUAAUUUAGAGUUACAUCUGUUUGGUUUAUCUUUGAACAAACCACUGAAAUCGACAUUUCAUACUUGCGCUAUUGUUUUGUUAACAAAAUAUUAUUAUAAUGAACAACAAAAUCACUUUCUCCAAACAUUAUCAACAUUAAGUGAUCGUAGAAACGAUCUACGAUCCUAUUUUAUAAGCAUGGUUGUUCCAAAUACAUCGACUGAUGUCGAUUCUGGAUUGAGUCUAUGUAAACAAGUCAAGGAAUAUAUUUUGAAAAGUUUACUCGAAGAGGGUCAGAGGAAGAUCAAUUUCGAGUUACAACAAUACGACUGUUCAAACCGUAAGUGGAUACAAGAUCGAUGUGAUGGAAAAUUAGUUACAGCCGACAAACAAUGGUUUAUGGAUUAUAUUGAAAAUCCAACAAAAAUUAUCGAACACUUUUUCAACGAUAUGUGGAAUGAUAUUCAAAAGUCGAUCAAUCAAAGUCUAGUGCAACUAAAAGCAAAUCAUAAUGAUGCAUUAGAACACUUUUUCCACUGCAUUCAAGAUUUGAAUCAACAAAAACAAAGAGAAGAAGUAAAUUUAAUUUUAUCAUGUCUACACGUCAGUGCAGAAAAGCUACACCUGUCCGACUUAGUUCAGGCAGGCGAACUGAUGUACAUUGGUAAGAAACGCGAUGAAAUUUUAUCCACAAUCGUCGGAGAUUAUCGAAGAAAAAAGAAUUUUCCAGCAUUUAUUGAAGACUAUCUCAUCCCAGUAAUGUAUCUGUUGAAACGACAUCAAAAUUUAGAUGAUUUUAUGGAAGCUCUCUCUUUUAAACUAUCACAAGUUUUUAGUGUUACACUGCCGACCAUACCAAAAAUAAGUUUACGAAUGUUGAUACACAUUCUGUCACUGAAAUCAGACUUGUCCUCAGGUCCAAUGAUUAUGACCUUGCUAGCCAAACGUAAUCCUGUGCCGUAG
Didymodactylos carnosus is the source of this 1047-nucleotide messenger RNA. Lineage: Eukaryota; Metazoa; Rotifera; Eurotatoria; Philodinida; Philodinidae. The record is from the annotation of a GenBank genome assembly.